Molecule: messenger RNA, 1350 nt
Organism: Diachasma alloeum
Lineage: Eukaryota; Metazoa; Arthropoda; Insecta; Hymenoptera; Braconidae
Product: protein FRA10AC1 homolog
Exons: 4
Coding region: 233-961 (242 amino acids)
Biological process (GO): dephosphorylation
Molecular function (GO): phosphatase activity
Source: RefSeq, a predicted model, not a curated record
CAAAAUUCUGAUAAUUUGGCAAUUCUCAUUUUAUUUGAAUUUACUUGAUUCGAAUAAUUGGGUUGGCUUCUAUGUCACGACAGAAUGCCACAUGAAAUUUCGCCCACACCCUGUGCAUGUGUGAGUUGACUCAGCAAAAAGAGUCAAAACAUCAGUUCAGCACCUCUUAGAUUAAAAGUCCUGCGUCCUCCAGACAAAUACAAAUCAAUCAAUUCUCAUAAAUAAAACCAGAAUGUUCCCUGCUUACGCUUACCUCUCAGGCUACGACAGGCACAAGAAGCUCAUAAACGACUACCUCCUUCUCAGCGGUAAAUCACUCGGCAGCCUCAAACGAGACACGUCCCGGGACAAGAACGAUCACGAUGUCAUCAGGGAAAAUCAUCGAUUCCUGUGGGAGGACGAGGACGUCCCAGACACGUGGGAAAAUCGUCUUGCCAAGAAGUAUUAUGACAAAUUGUUCAAGGAGUACUGUAUUUGCGACUUGACGUAUUACAAGCACAACAAGGUUGCUCUACGAUGGAGAACCGAGAAGGAAGUUGUCGUGGGAAAAGGACAGUUUGAGUGUGGAAACAAGAAAUGCUGUAUGAAGGAAGGAUUGAGGUCCUGGGAAGUCAAUUUCGGAUAUGAAGAGCAUGGGGAGAAGAAAAACGCAUUAGUCAAAUUGAGAUUAUGUCCGGACUGUUCAGAGAAGCUGAACUACAAAACGAAGAAACGAGAAGUCAAACGACAAAAGGCUCUGAAGAGAUUGGGAGUAGCCCCCGAAAAAUCCCAAGUGGGUUCAACGUCAAAUGAAGUUCCUGAGGCCACAAUUAAACUAGAAACCGAAGAAAAAGAUAACUCUGAGGAUCCCCAAGCAUCCCACCCAGAAGACUCUGACAUUUGGAAGGGAAAACCUGUGGAGGGAGUCGAGAAAACCCGAGAGGAAGAGUUUGAGGAGUACCUGGCUGAUCUUUUCCUAUAAACAAUUUUAUUCAUCAAAACAACUGAUUAACUUUCUUCCUCCAUCUACAAACUUACAUUACAUUAUAUUCAAUAUAUUAAUUUAUUCAAAAUAAAAGGUAUUUUCUAUACAAGUCCUGGGAUAUUGUAUAGUUCAAUACGAGAAUAAUGCACUUAAAAUUCAUUAUCUUCGCCGAGAAAUCACUGACUAAUCGUUGAUCUAGUUAUUGGUCGGAUAUAUUUUUUCUCCAAUUAACAUUGUACUACAAUUGGAUGAAAUUUUCGUGAUUAAACUCGUGUUUAUCCACAGAAAGUAACUAAAAAAUAUCUGUAACUUCAAUAAUUUCUUUUUACGUUUCAAUAAAGCACUGGAUUACUGUUAAUCCUAGAAAUUUCGUGAAAAAUUCUCAA